Messenger RNA from Drosophila arizonae, 5589 nucleotides. RefSeq names its product twenty-four (gene tyf). NCBI's taxonomy places the organism in Eukaryota, Metazoa, Arthropoda, Insecta, Diptera, Drosophilidae. Gene Ontology annotation, molecular function: histone acetyltransferase activity. The record is from RefSeq and is a predicted model, not a curated record.
AGCGCUGCCAGCCAGGACAGCGCUGCAAAUACGGUACACCAUAAUUUAAAAUUGACGCCGCUGCUAAGUAAAUCGGAGCAGCCUGCGUCAGAUGUGAUUGCCGCGGCAACUUCGCUGCAUCAUCGACGCGGCGCCACCACCAAAGGUAAAACCCAGGAUGACCAAUAUGUGGGCAAGCGUCAAAAGAAUAAAAGGACAAAGUACGAUCCUUGGGAGGAUAGCGAAAUAAAUGAUCUCGACGACGCAUCGUUGAAGAAAUUGCUCGAGGAGGCCUAUUGGUAUCGCAGCCCUGGCGACAGGAAAAACAAAAGCGAGCGGUUUCUGCAAAUGCUUAAGAAGGCUGAGUACGACGAGGAGAACUCUUAUCGUCGUGUCAUUAAAAACUGCUUAACUCGCAACACGUCCGCAUCAUCAUCAUCAACGUCCAGCGGCUAUUAUGGCCACAGCAGUAGUGUAGGCAGCGGCGGCAGCAACUUCGGUGCGCACAAUAGCAGCAACAGCAACAACAAUACCUAUAGCAGCAGCAGCGGCUAUCAUAGCAGCAACCAUCGGACGGCAUCACAGCGUCAUAGGCAGUUCGGCUCUUUGCAGGAUUUAGUCGAGGCGACGCAUCGCAGCGAGCUGGCAACGACGUCAGCGGCGGCGGCGGCGGCAGCGGCAGCAACCCAACGUUUCAACUGUGAUUAUCAGCUGAGUGGCGCCAGCGGCAGCAGCAGCAACGCUCGAGCCAAUCGACGCCAACAGCACAACAACAACAAUAACAAUAGCAACAGCAACAACAAUAGCAACAACCAAAACGCCACUCUGGUCCUGAAGAAGUUCAAGAUCAACUCAAACUCGUCUGUGUCGKCGCGACAGCGCGAAGGUGGCAGUUUGCCCAGCAGCGUCAACUUUGAGGCCAACAUGGAUAUUAAGCAGAAGCUGACCGUUGGCGAGCAGAUGGUGCUCAGCAGUGUCAAUGCCAGUGGCAACAAUCACAACAAAAACAAUCGCAACAGCAACAGCAACAGUAACAGCAGCAGCAACAACAACAGCAACAGCCUGCCCAGUCAGCUGAAUGAGACUGGCAACAUGGUCGUGCAGUUCGAUCAGGAUGGCGUGGCCAUCGAUGUCGCUGGCGGCCAAAUAUAUGAGCAGGAGGAGCUACAUUUGGAUGCGCAGCACAAGGAUAAGCCUGAACAGCCGCUGGACACUCUCACUCAGCAGGUGCAGAAGCAACAACAGCAGCAACAGAAGCAGCUGUCCGAUGCCAUAGACUCGGGCGCUGUUAAAGAGUUCCUAAUCGAUGAUCCGCUGCACUUUUUCAUGCUGGAGCAGUCUGCCAAGCAGCAGCAACUGCGGCAACAGCAGCAGCCACAAUACGCCGCUGCGCCGUCCAAUGCUCCAGGUGCCAGUGGUGCUGGUGGCCCAUUCACGCUCACUCUGGACGAGCACAAGCGCAAAGUGGAGGCCGGCUACGUUUCGCUCAAUGACAGCUACACGGCGUGCUCUUCGGUCUACGGCGUCGGCAGCUCCACAUCCUCGGGCGCCGCCGGCCACGAUUCCGGCAAUUCGGCUGAUCUAUUCGCUGGCUCCGAUCUGCGUACGGCCAAAAUUGGACACAUGAUGACCGCGGCGGCCACGGCAGCUGUCGCUGCCUCGCACAGCGCCAAGUCCACAACGCGCCAGUUUGAUGAGAACGGCAACGCCCUGAACGAUGGCUACGCAGCCGUCGCCGCAGCAGCGGCGGCAAUCGCUGCUGCAGGUGGCACCGGCAGCAGCAGCGGCAAUGGCAACGGCAACGGCAACAGCAGCAGCAACAGCAAUAGCAGCAGCAGCAGCAGCAGCUCCGCCGCCAAUCAGUUCACGACCAUGAUUACAGGCAACAGCGGCGCUCAGCAGCACCAGCACCAGCAACAGCAACAGCUGCAGCAUCAUCAGCAGCGCUCGAACAGCGUUGGCGGAAACAUGACGACACCGGCCAUGGCAUUUGCAGCUGUUUGUGCCACCUACAACCAGUUGCAGCAGACGCCCAUGAUUGGCGGCCCGCCGCAGCCACCCACCAAGCUCAAGGCGAAGAAGAAGUCGCAGCAGGAGCGGAACACCACCACGGUGGACGUGGAGUCCGUGGCUGGGUAUCGCGGCAAGGAUCCGGUCGAGCAGCUGGUCAAGUACAUUGAGAACGACGGCGCCCAGCAGCAGCAGCAGAAGAAAAAGGAGCGCAAGAAGCAAAACAAGCUCAAGAAAUGUAAUUCGCUCGAAGAGCUGCGCAGCUGUGCGAAGAUGGAGGUCGACGAGCUGAAGCGCCAGUCGGCAACCACUGAGAUGAUGCGCAACAAGAAGGGUGGCAAGCACAAUUCCGCCUCCGUGGCGGACAUCAAUAAGAACUGCAACAAGGAACAGCAACAAUCACAGCAGCAGCAGCAGCAGCAAUCAUCCCAGCAGCAACAGUCACAGCAGCAGCAGCAGCCAUCGGUGCCACGCAAGGGCGAACGUCGCUCCUGGGGUACCGAGGAGCUGCAGUAUUUGGGCGAGCCCGCGUUGAACGACAGCAACAACACCAGCGGCAACAACAGCAACUGCAGUGAGCCAGCAGCAGCAGCAGCAGCAUCAUCAUCACAGAUAUCGAUGACGAGCGGCACAAUGCCAUCGCUCGAGCUGCCCUCAUUGGCGCGCAUGUCGGAGAUUGAGGCUCUCAAUACGGUGCUGACUGAGACGGCCGAGUUCCACGUGGUCACCAAAAAGAAGAAACCAAAGAAGCAGCGCGCCGUUACUAUGGACGAUGCGGCCGUCGCGGCAGCUGCCACAACCGGCGGCAACUUACAGCGCAUGCAACAGAUCACAAAGUCGGCAUCGUCCAAUAUGAUGUCGCAACGCUUGCGCGGCAGCAACAUGGACUAUUAUAACAACAACAGCAACAACAACAAUUAUUAUGCUGCACACACCGGCUACAACAGCAGCAACAACAGCAACAAGCAGCAGCAGCAACAGGUGCAGCAGCAGCAGCAGCAACAACAACAACAACACGCCACAACAGCAACAUCAGCAACUGCAGCUGCAGCUGCAGCUGCAACAGUUGUUGCUGGCACACAGGAUAAUUCACGUCGCAAGUCCACCUCGUCCAUGCCGCCAUCGGAGAAAUCUGAUUCAAGUGAUCUCGACUCGGUGCACUCGCUGCCCAUACAAACUGGCAAGAAGAAGAGCAGCAACAAUAAGCGUUCAGCAGCCGCCGCACAGGCCAAACAGAAUAACAAUAACAACAACAAUAACAAUACCAAUAAAAAUCAUAAUAAUGCGCCCAUCUCGUAUGCGGACAUCGCCCGCAACAAGCGCGAGCAGCUGGCCGCCAGCGAGGACAAUGAUGCCGGACACGAUGGCCAGGGCGCAACCUCAGGCUCAUCCCUGUUGCUGCUGGACAACAACAACAGCAGCAGCAGCACGAACAACAGCAACAGCAGCAGCAAACAGCGCGCCGCCAAGUCAAAGGCGCGUCCCGACUUUCCAGAGCUGCCAAGCGCCAUGGCCGCCAAUAUAACAACAGCAACAGCAGCGGGCGCUGCAACAGCAACAGCAGCCGCAACAGCCGCUGUGCUCAUCAGCUACUCGCAGAGCCUGAGCAAAUUGCUAGCGCACAGCAACAGCAGCGAGGCCGAGGAGCAGCAACAAUUGCAGAGCUCAGCAGCUGUUGCGCCCACAGCAGCAGCAGCAGCAGCAGGAGCAGCAGCAGGAACAGCAGCAGCAGCAACAUCAUCAAACACAACAAAUGCCACCUCGAAUCAACAGCAGUCAGCGCCGCCAGCGCUGCAAAAGUCCAAGAGUGUCGAGCACGAUGCCCGCGGCAACAGCAGCAGCAGCAGCUACAGCUUCAACAGCAGCAAUCUGGACUUGCAGUAUCCGGCGCUGGAGAAGACUGUGAAGCGGCACAGCGUCAACUAUGUGUCGCUGCCUUCGGCCAUCAGCAGCAACAUUAAUUUUGCUGCAGCUGCCAAGCAACAGCAGGAGAAGGAAAAGGAAAAGGAGAAGCUCAGCCAAGAUGUGACGACAGCAGCAACAGCAGUAGCAACAGUUGCUGCUGCUACAGCAACUACCUCAGCCAAGGCUAAGAGCAAGCCAAAGGAACUAUCACCUGGCAGCAGCAGCAGCUGCAACAGCAGCAGCAGCAGCAGCAGCAACAGCAGCAGCAGCAGCAAGAAGGAGAAGAAGCCUAGUCAGGAGGAGCAAUCAACGUCGACGAUGACGACGUCGCCGCCCAUUAGCUUUAACACAUGCUGCCACAACAACAAGGCAACUGCAGCCACGCAGACGGAGGUGGCCAAGAAGCACAGCAGCUGCAACACUGUGGCCGCUGGCGUGCAGACAGCAUUGCCGGCGGGCAAUAGACCCGCUGUGAUUAUACUCAACGAUGAUCGCGACUCGGCGCUGGGCAGGCUCAACAACGAGUUCAUCUUUGGCGACUUCAAUGAGGACGAGCUGAAGCUGUUCGACGACGCCAGCGACAAGGAGGAGUCGGACGAGAAGCCCCAUCAGGUGGACAAGCAGCAGCAGACGACGCCGACAACAGCAACAGCAGCAACUGCAACAGAUUCCAGCUGUGACCAACAGCAACAGCAGCAGCAGCAGCAGCAGCAGCAGCAAGAGCAACAACAGUUGCAGCUGCAGCUGCUUAACGAUUCGGGCGCCGCCUCCGAUUUGGUUAACAGUUCGGCCUGCAUGGAUAUGCUGCUGAUCUCAGGGCAGGCGGCACAGUCGUCGCCCAAUGCCGCAGCCGCCAAUAACAGCCCAUCGACUUCGUCGACGCCAUCCUCGUCGGCCUCUUGCUCCACCUCCGCCUCCUCGUCCACGCUGAGCAGCACCAGCAACGGCAACGGCAAUGGCAAUGGAAGUGGCAAUGGCGGCAGCGCCGCCUUGCACUUGGCCAAUCAGUCGAGCGACAGCGGCAUCUAUGGCACUGCCAACAUAUCGAAUUCAGCUGCGGCCACCAUCAAGGAUCAGGUGAAUAGUUUCCUAAGCAAGGCCAGCGCCGGCAACGCCAAUGCCAAUGCCAGCGGCAGCCACAGUCAUAGCCAUAGCAACAGCAGCAGUUGCAGCAGCUGCCAGGAUGAGCCGCUGCCCAUGCAACAGCUGGAGACAUGCAACGAUAUCGAGGCAGCAAUUAUUGCAGCUGCCCGCGCCGCUGCUGCAGCGGCCUCGUCGCGCAGCGGCAGCUGCAGUCGCAGCAAUUCACGCGAGCAGCCGGCGACAGUUGCUAACGCCAAGCCACGACCAGCUCUCUAUGGCACCUACGGCCUGGGCAGUGGAGUGCAUCCAGCAGCUGCUGCUGCUGCUGACAAUGCUGUUGCUGCUGAUCAUCUCGAUGGCGAGGACGAGGAGCAGCAGCUGCACGAGCUCAGCUUUAUGUCUGAUCUCAAAACGGAAUUUGGGGCGACGCCCACACCGCUCCCAUCAUCAUCAGCAACCACAACAACAUCAUCAUCAACAACAAAUAUGUCCGCACCACCGUCACGUCAAUGUCAAAUGUCCAACACGGAGCUCAUUGUGGACUACAUCAGCAGCUGUAAGUCGAGCGAAAAGAUCAAUAUUUAUAUAGGUGCACGAUUAAUCAGUUCAUGA